AUGUUAACCAGAGCCUUGGCCGGUGAGCCCAUUGCCAUCAUUGGCACCGGAUGCCGAUUGCCAGGGGGGGCUUCAUCCCCUUCUCGCCUCUGGGACCUACUCAAGAGUCCACGGGUAGUGGCAUCCCAGGCCCCAAGCUCUCGAUUUGACAUGAAUUCCUUCUAUCAUGAAGACCCUAGCUACCCAGGCACAACCAAUACCAAAGAAGCCUACUAUCUCUCCGACGACCCCCAUCCAUUCGACGCGUCCUUUUUCAAUAUCUCCGCUGCCGAGGCGGAAAGCAUUGAUCCGCAGCAGAGACAGCUGUUGGAGACUGUGUACGAGUCCUUGGAAGCUGCAGGUCUUCGCCUGGAUACUCUCCAGGGCUCAUCUACUGGUAUUUUCUGCGGAGUCAUGAGCAACGACUGGGGAGAGCUGCUUUCAGUAGACUACAAGAACCUUCCUCAGUACAUGGCCACGGGAGCCGCACGAAGUAUCAUUGCAAACCGCGUCUCCUACUUCUUUGACUGGCAUGGCCCGUCGAUUGUCGUCGAUACUGCGUGUUCGUCAAGUAUGGUUGCUUUACACCAUGCAGUUACCGCUUUGCAGCAGCAGGAAUGCUCUCUGGCCCUCGCAGCAGGCACAAACCUCAUUCAAGCGCCCAACAUAUUCGUCUCCACAACCAAAAUCCAGAUGCUUUCUCCAACAGGGAAGAGUCGAAUGUGGGAUGCAGAGGCAGAUGGCUACGCUCGGGGGGAAGGAGUGAUUUCCAUAGUCUUGAAAAGGCUGCGCGACGCCUUGGCGGAUGGUGACUCUGUUGAAUGCAUUAUCAGAGCAACAGCAACCAACCAAGACGGACGGACGAUGGGGCUGACGAUGCCUUCAAGUGUGUCUCAGCUGCAGCUCAUCAAAGAUACUUACGCGCGUGCGGGCCUCAAUCCAUUGCGAUACGAGGAUCGUUGCCAGUACUUUGAGGCCCAUGGCACAGGCACUCUUGCUGGAGACCCCCAAGAGGCGUCGGCUAUUCAUCAUGCUUUCUUUGGGUCUCCUACUCUGGAUACUGCUGUUGAUAACAGUAAUGGUUUCCUUCCUGAUACACCCAAGACGGAGGGUUCAGAUAAGAGGUCUUCUAAUCAAGAUGAAAUCCUGCUGGUUGGCUCUAUCAAAACUGUCAUUGGUCACACCGAAGGCACUGCCGGGCUAGCGGGUGUCAUGAAGGCAUGUUUAAGCCUGCAAAAUGGCUACAUUGUGCCGAACCUCUUAUUCAAUAAAUUGAAUCCCGAAUUGGAGCCAUUCGCACAACACUUGAACUUGGUUACCAAACUGACGCCGUGGCCGUCCUUGCCCCCGGGUGUGCCACGUCGAGUGUCAGUCAAUUCAUUUGGAUUCGGCGGUUCAAAUGCUCAUGCAAUACUUGAAAGCUACGGGCCUGAUUCCAGUCAAAACAGAAUCACCAAAAAGGCGAUUCCCUGCCCCAUUACACCACAUGUUCCAGUUAUUCCAUUUGUGUUCUCAGCGGCUUCAGAGCGGUCCCUUGUUGCUGUUCUGCGCUGCUACAUCAAAUAUCUGAACGAAACCCCUACCGUGGAUCUUGUCAAUUUUGCAAAAUCUCUUCUUCUUCAUCGCUCAGCCUUAAAAUUUAGGAUGAGCAUCUGGGCUUCUAGCAUAGACGCCCUCCGCGUUCAGAUAGAAGAUGAGAUUGAUGCAAUACGCACGGGAAAGUCCGUACGGGUCAGCACUCGCCGAUCUCCUAGGCAGCCGCAAGUACUAGGAGUCUUUACUGGACAGGGUGCCCAGUGGGCUAUGAUGGGAUGGGACCUGAUUGAAAUUUCCCCAGAAGCGCGAAGAUGGUUGGAUGAAAUGCAAAAUGGCUUGGAUACGCUUCCAGCAAAGUACAGGCCGCCUUUCUCUAUUAUUGAAGAACUGUCCGACCCUACCGCUGCAUUGGGGGAUUCCAGACUAUCGCAGCCACUCUGCACUGCCCUUCAAAUCGUUCUUGUGAAUUUUUUGAAGAGUAUUGGGGUCUCAUUUGCAUCCGUGGUUGGCCACUCCUCUGGCGAGAUUGCCGCUGCCUAUGCUGCAGGAGUCUUAACCUCUACGGAUGCUAUUAGAGUUGCACAUUUGCGAGGCUUUGUGACGUCUAUGUCUGGCGCAAAAAAUGGUCAGCCAGGUGCAAUGCUCGCUGCAGGACUUUCUGCAGACAAAGCCGUGGCUCUUUGUGCAGGCUUUGAUGGCAGGGUCACGCUUGCUGCAAGCAAUACGCCAUCACUUGUGACGUUAUCUGGCGAUUUCGAUGCCAUUCAGAGUUUGGAGAAAAUGCUAAAUGAUGGAGAGAGAUUCUGUCGUCUGCUUCGGGUGAAUACGGCAUAUCACUCCCAUCACAUGUAUCCUUGCUCGGGGCCGUAUCUGAGGGCAUUAGAGGAGUGCGGUAUCAAGCCUCAACCUGCAAUCGGUACAGACUGGUACUCUAGUGUUUACCCGGGAAUUAGUACGGACGUGAUCAAUCAAACGUCUCCUCUGACUGCCGAGUAUUGGAACGACAAUAUGGUGAAUCCCGUCAUGUUCUACCAGGCCGUCUCAAACGCGCUUUCCAUGAACGACGCUCCGCCCGAUCUUAUUGUGGAAGUCGGGCCACACCAUGCCCUCAAGGGACCAGUGCGACAGAUCAUCGCAGAACUAUUCCCUUCAGCGCCAGAUACUCCCUACCUGGCCCCUUGUAGUCGCAACUCGAGCGGCCUACAGGCUUUAGCCUCCGUUGUCGGAUCUAUCUGGUGUGCUCUAGGACCUGGGGCGGUUGAUUUGACGAGCUAUCUCCGACUAUUUGAUAGCACAUCCCAAUUGCCGAAUCAACCAAAUCCCCUAAAAGGACUCCCCACCUAUCCAUUCGAUCACACGAGAUCAUAUCUCUUCGAAUCGCGCAUAUUGGCUCGUCACCUACGACACCGUGGUAUUCCACAUCCGCUUCUCGGCACGCUGGAGCCGGAGAGUGCCGAUGGAGAAUGGCGCUGGCGCCACUAUCUGAGACAGAAGAACCUGGAGUGGCUCCGUGGGCACCAAAUUCAAUCGCAGAUUGUGUUCCCGACGACAGGAUAUGUUGUCAUGGCCAUUGAGGCUUCUCGUCUACUCAGCAGUCGUGCUUUGCAGCUGAUUAAACUUGACGAUUUCAUCAUCCAUCAAGCCAUUGUUUUCCCCGAUGAUGAAUACGCUGGCGUUGAGACGCUUUUCAGAAUUUGCAAUGCGACUGUCAAUGACAAAACCACGGUUGCCAAAUUUUAUAUUCAUGCUAGCACAGGUGAUAAGAUGCAGAUGCGUGUCUCCGGUAGAUUGACGGUGACGUGGGGCGAGUCUGAACCUGACAUAUUGACACCGUUGAAUGACCCAGCAGCUUCCAUUAAAAUGGCUUCUAUCAAUAUAAAUGACUUCUAUCAAUUCCUAUCCAAGAUUGGAUAUGGCUACACCGGUCAUUUCCAAGGUGUCUGUUGGUUGUCAAGGGCAAAAGACAUAUCCCGUGGCGAGGUAAAAAAUGUCCGUCAUCCAAGCCACAGGUUUCUAUUGCACCCUGCAGUCUUGGAUUGUGCCUUGCAGACUGUGUUUGGUGCCCUUGGAUCUCCAGGUGACGGCGAGCUUUAUACUAUUCUCGUCCCAACUCAAAUCAAGUCAAUUAUCGUGAAUCCUGCCGUCGCUUGCGGCGUAGCUGGUGAUGAUACACUCCUCUCCGAUGCUGUCAUUACAAAUCUCGAUGCACAUGACAUUUCUGGAGACGUGGGAAUUUUCACGAAGGAGAGAUCAGGAAUCAUUCAAAUGGAAGGCAUCAAGAUUUCCCCUUUGCUCCAGCCUCAUAAAAAGCGUCUCCUUUUCUCUGAGCUUGUCUGGGGUCCUUUGACACCGGAAUCAACGUCCUACCCGGAGCCUGUGGGAUUCUCUACUGAGGCACUAGUGGCGGAACGAAUUGCACUGGUAUAUAUUAAGCGAGCUCAAGCCCUUUUGACCCAAGAUGACCGACGAAACUUUGACCGGCAUCGUUCCCGGCUGGCCAGAUGGAUCGAUCACAUACUGUCUGUGACUGAAACUGGGCAACACUCCAUUUUGCCGGCGAAAUGGCUAUCCACCACGCAAGAGGAGUUUGAUCACUUGUUAUCGAUUACUUCGGGGACCAUUAUGGACGAGGCCGCCAAUGUGGUUGGGCCAAAUUUGUACCGCUUCUUCCGAGGCGAAACCUCGAUCUUAGAAGAGCUUCGGAAGGAUGACAUCCUCACCCGAUUCUAUCGACAUGAUAUGGAAAUGGGGAUCAUGAAUUCCCGGUUGGGCGAGCUUGUCGGGCAGGUUGCCUUCCGAUUCCCACGGAUGAAAAUCCUGGAGAUUGGAGCUGGGACAGGCUCCGCCACCCAUUCCAUCCUGGAAAAUAUCGGUCGCUCCUAUCACUCGUAUACCUUCACUGACAUCUCCGUGGCCUUUUUCGAGGAGGCAAAGUCUGACUUCUCAGCACAUGCAGACCGCUUUAUCUUCUCGCCGUUGAACAUUGAGCUCGACCCUACUCAUCAGAAUUUCAAGGAAGGCGCCUACGACCUAGUUGUUGCGGCCAAUUGCCUCCAUGCCACGAGAUCGAUGACUGAGACGAUGACCCAUGUGCGUCGCUUGCUCAAACCCGGCGGGUAUCUAUUUAUGCUAGAGAUCACGAAUACCAAUGCCAUUCGUACUACGUUCCUCAUGGGUGGAAUUGAGGGAUGGUGGGCUGGUGAAGAGGAUGGCCGUGUCUGGGGUCCCAUGCUCGACAUUCCAAGCUGGGAGAAGGUCUUGCGACAGACAGGAUUCGGGGGGGUUGAUUUGCGUGAUGGUCUCGGGGAUCCUAAACUCUGUUUAUAUGACGUUAUUAUCUCACAGGCUGUUGAUGAUCAAAUUCGUCUACUUCGUGAGCCCUUAGCGACACCUCUUCACGAAUCUCUCUUCCAGCAGGCGAAUGAUCUGCUUAUUGUCGGUGGUUCGACAAGAAGAACAUCAUCUCUUGUUAGUCGAAUCUCCGAUAUUUUGAAACCUCGCUUUUGCAAAAUUAUUGCGGCACCUACGCUCGAGUUACUGGCCUUAGAUGAUGCAUCCCAGUUAACGGUGUUAAGCCUGGUCGAUAUGGACAGGCCGUGCUUCAAAGAUCUCACUCGAUCCCGCCUCCAAGCGCUUCAACAACUAAUUCCCGUCACGAAAAAGCUUCUUUGGGUGACGUCUGGCGCAGAGAGCGAAUGCCCAUACCUGGGAAUGAGCAAAGGGUGGCUGAGAUCACUUGCGUACGAGCGCAAGGACUCCCUCCACCAGUAUCUCAAUAUUGAAAGCCCAGCUUCUGACGAAGUAGAGCUGCUAACUACCACUCUCAUGCGCUUGGUCUAUACUAAAAAUGUCAAUGAUCAUACCUUGCCUAGCCAUGUUUAUGUGACCGAACACGAGCUAUACUUCAAGAAUGGCACUAUGCAGAUUUGCCGUCUUCGAAAUGAGGAAGCCAUGAACCAACGUUAUCUCUCGGCAAGGAGUUACGUAUCCAAAAAGGUUGAACCAACGGACCCACGCUCAAUUUUACGUGUCGCUCCUGUUACAGAAGAUCGCUAUGAGCUGCAUGUGGGGGAACGACAACAUGGGCCUGUAGCUCAGGAAAGGAAGGGGUCUGUCCGCGUGCGUGCUCUGUAUUCAACUGUCAGGGCAAUACCUAUAGAGGACAGUUUACUCCAUCUGCUCAUCGGGGAAGAAGAAAAUACGGGUGUUCUGCUGGUUGCUUUAACUGACCGACAUGAAAACCGCAUACAGAUCCCAACAGCCUGGACGUGUCAGGUUCCCGAUGAAAUAUUGCCUGAGAUUGAACGGGGCCAAGGGGGUGCAUUCCUCAAGACACUCGCCGAUGUUUUGUUAGCUGGCUGGCUCGUGGAUCAGAGCGCUCCGGACUCUACAUUGCUCGUUCAUGAAGCUAGCCUAGUCCUUCACAACGCAAUCUGGAACCAGGCAAUGGGCAAGAAUAUCACCCCGUUGUUUACAACCAGCAACCCUGCUUCUAGAACCCUGAAUACCACGCUUUUACACCCGAGGACGUCAGCACGUUUGCUGGAGAGGCUAUUGCCGCAGAAUGUGUCUGUUGCUGCCUCCUUCGAAAGAGACCCAGUACCAGAUGGCAUCUUCGCCCGAAUUGAGGACCUACUACCAAGGACUACCAUCAGAAAAUGUCUAAAAAGCCUCUACCAAUCCUCCCCAUGUCUCCCACCCGAUCCGGAUGAUGGACAGCUUAACAAUCUUCUCAGGAGUUCCUGUGCCAUGGCGGCUCGGCUGCUGGACAGCAAACGGCCGGACGAGCUAGUGAGCAUUGACUCUAUUGCAGGAUGUCUUAUUCAUCCGGAUCAAGUGCUUGACUGGAGGCCGAGCUCGUCUCAUCUAAUGGCUCAAAUUGAGCCUGCUACAUCCCUCAUUGAAUUAUCUAGAACCAAGACCUAUCUUCUAGCUGGCAUGACAGGAGACCUUGGACGGUCCCUGUGCUACUGGAUGGUUAGCAAAGGGGCCCGGCAUAUUGUUCUCACGAGUAGAAACCCGAAUAUUGACCCACAAUGGAUCGAGGAGAUGGCGCAACAAGGAGCACGGGUGUUAUCAAUGUCCAUGGACCUUGCAGAUCGGGAAUCAGUCAUUCAAGUCUACCGCAGUAUCCAACAAAAGCGAUUCCCCCCAAUAGGAGGAGUGGUAAAUGGAGCCCUCUCUCUCGAAGAUCAUUUGUUCGAAGAGACAACCCUGGAAGUUUUGCAGGCCACGUUCGCACCCAAAGUCCAAGGUAGCCUCCUCCUGGACGAGCUUUCAGGACCGAACACAAAUCUAGAAUUCUUCAUCCUCUUUGGCUCCAUAACCGGCGUUGUCGGCAACUUCAAACAAACCGCGUACUCCAUUGCUACGGGGUUCCAAUCAUCACUAAUUCGCAGGCGUCGAGCCAGCGGUCUCGUCGGCAGCAUCGUUCAUCCCGGCCUCAUCAGUGGAGUGGGCUAUAUAACGCGUAAGGGGAGCAGGUGGGUCGAACAUGUCCAAAAGACAACAGGUUCACUCCUCCUAUCUGAGCGCGAUCUGCACAAGCUGUUCGCCGAAGCCAUUCUCGCCGGCCAUCCAAAGUCGAACCGAAAUCCCGAGAUCGUAAUCGGCAUACGGUUGAUCAACCCAGCCGAGAACCCGGAUAUCUUUUGGUAUGGGAACACUCUCACGUGGGAUUUCAUCGAUUAUGCAUCCAAAGCUGCAUCGCAGCUGUUGGGGACAAAUGCUUCAGACUCAAUAAAUGUUCUCCUGGAGUCUGCCAAGCGAAUGGAGGAAGUACAAGAGAUUGUCUCUGCUGCAUUGAUUGCUAAAGUACGAAGUAAAUUCAGUCUUGCAGCGGAUGUUCCCAUUACGCCCGGAACACAGUUGACCGAUCUUGGUCUUGACUCUCUUGUUGCGGUUGAUCUCAGAACUUGGUUUGCGAGAGAGUUGGCGGUGGAUAUACCCUUACUGCAAAUUAUGGGCGGUGCCUCGAUUGAGCAACUCACUGUGGCUGCCGUUUCGAAUCUAUCGGCUAGUGAAUUCCCGCAUGCUCACGCCUUGAGGGAGAAAGGAAUGAAGAAAAUUGAGCAAAAUGGAGAAUGA
Molecule: messenger RNA, 7602 nt
Organism: Aspergillus affinis
Lineage: Eukaryota; Fungi; Ascomycota; Eurotiomycetes; Eurotiales; Aspergillaceae
Product: type I polyketide synthase
Exons: 2
Coding region: 1-7602 (2533 amino acids)
Biological process (GO): fatty acid biosynthetic process; secondary metabolite biosynthetic process
Molecular function (GO): phosphopantetheine binding; 3-oxoacyl-[acyl-carrier-protein] synthase activity; fatty acid synthase activity
Source: RefSeq, a predicted model, not a curated record